Messenger RNA from Tachyglossus aculeatus (Australian echidna), 1399 nucleotides. It is a transcript of the gene DDIT3, whose product is annotated as DNA damage inducible transcript 3. Gene Ontology annotation, biological process: positive regulation of intrinsic apoptotic signaling pathway; intrinsic apoptotic signaling pathway in response to endoplasmic reticulum stress; ER overload response. Gene Ontology annotation, cellular component: cytoplasm; CHOP-ATF4 complex; CHOP-C/EBP complex. The transcript has 2 exons. Lineage: Eukaryota; Metazoa; Chordata; Mammalia; Monotremata; Tachyglossidae. Gene Ontology annotation, molecular function: transcription factor binding; RNA polymerase II cis-regulatory region sequence-specific DNA binding; DNA-binding transcription activator activity, RNA polymerase II-specific. The coding region runs from base 93 to 686 and encodes 197 amino acids. The record is from RefSeq and is a predicted model, not a curated record.
CCCCGAGAAAGUGCGUCUUCAUCCACCAUCACACCUGAGGGGUCACGGAGAGCCAGGCGGUCCCCGGAGCCAGCCCCGCUCCUUGCCCGGCCAUGGCGGCCGAGCCGCUGCCCUUCCCCUCGCCGCUGGGGCCGCUGGCCGGCUGGGAGCUGGAGGCCUGGUACGAGGAUCUGCAGGAGCUGCUGUCCAGCGACGAGGCCGGGACCCGACCCGCCCCUCCCUCCGGAGCUGAGCAGGUUGAGCGGCAGCCCCUCACCACCGUGGACGUGUCCCCCCUGGCCUGGGCGGCGGCAGCAGCAGCGGAGCCCGGUCCCAGCAGUAGCACCAACACUGACCCCGGGCCCUCCACCGCCCGGCAGGACGCCCAGAGCACCCGCGCGGGUCGCGACGACCCUUCCCCACCGCCGGCGGCUGCUGGAGAGGAGGGGAGCCCUGGGUGGCGGUGGCGGCAACGACAGCAGCAGGAGGAGGAGGAGGAGAAGCAGCAGGAGCCGGAGGGGCAGGGCUCCAGGCGGCGGCGGCGGCGCUGGCCACGGCGGCAGCGGGAGGCGCAGGGCGGCCCCGGCACGGUGGCGUGGCUGCUGGAGGAGAACGCGCGGCUGAAGCGGGAGAUCGAGUGGCUGAGCGCUGAGGUGGAGCGCGCUCGCAGGGCCCUGAUCGCACGCGUGGUCAGCCUGCCUCCCUGACGGACAUUUGACAGACCCCCCUGACCGACGACGGACGGACAGACUGACAGAGCGGGCCACGUGCAUGGAAACUUUUAUUAGUAAAGUGAUGGACCCUGAGUCCCGACCCAGCUUCCCUCACUUGGCCCGGGGCCCCUGGUGCGGUUCCUCCCCCUGCGCCAAGGCCAGCAGCUUCUUCAGCUCCAGCAGCUUGGACACCGCAGCUGCCACCUGGGCCUUCUCUGCCUUCUGGGCCUUAAGCUCCCGCACGAGGUUUCCCUAGACGGGGAGAGACCCGUGGAGAGUGGGGGCUAGAGCUGAAGCCGAGGGGGGAACCCCUUCCUCCUCCCGGCCCCCGACGGGUAACACUGGUUGGUACCUGCUUGCUCACUUCCUCAGCCAGUACCUGGGCCUGCUGCUCGUCAGGUACCUGCAGGUCUGUGGCUGGAGCUCCAGGGUCUGGCGCUUUACCCUAGACAGAGAAAGGUCACUGCGGACACCGGGGCUGGAGAGAGGAGCAGGGGACAAAGCCCUUUUCCUCAGUGUGAGGUGAGGAGGGGGGCAGUGGCCCCACAGGUUGCUAAGCAGCCAGAAGCAAAAGUCCAAUCCAUAGGGGUUUGAAGGUGACAAGCAUGAACUCUCCCUCCCCACCCCGCCCACCUGCUGUGGCCAAGGCUAAACAGGGGCCCGGGCACUCACCUGUCCUCCACUAAAGCGCUGCCUCAGAUUUUCAA